This is a messenger RNA of Melopsittacus undulatus (budgerigar), 5985 nucleotides long. RefSeq names its product La ribonucleoprotein 4B (gene LARP4B). Lineage: Eukaryota; Metazoa; Chordata; Aves; Psittaciformes; Psittaculidae. The transcript is spliced from 17 exons. Bases 242 to 2422 code for a protein of 726 amino acids. Gene Ontology annotation, molecular function: mRNA 3'-UTR binding. The record is from RefSeq and is a predicted model, not a curated record. Gene Ontology annotation, cellular component: cytosol; cytoplasmic stress granule. Gene Ontology annotation, biological process: positive regulation of translation.
UGGCAUCCGGCGGCGGCGAGGCCCCGGCGGCGGCGGCGGCGCAGCGAGAGGCCCCGGUGCAAGCGGAAAGCCCGGCAGGAGCGAGAGGCCCCGACACCAGCGGAUACUUCCCCCGCCGUCCCCCGUGCCCGUCUGUCUGCUUCCCGUCGAGGCCUGUCCCGAGGGCGGCGGCUGCUGCUGGUGACAGCGUACAAAGGUGACCAGUAAAGUUCUCUCUGAGCAGCCAAAAAGCAGACAGCUCAUGACUUCUGAUCAGGACACUAAAGUUGUGGCUGAACCGCAGGUGCAGCAAGUACAAGAAGUUAAAGACGGUUCUCAUCUAGAGUCAACCAAGGUUUCCGAGUUAAACCCCAAUGCAAAGGUGUGGGGAAAUCAUAUGUUACACUUGGAAGCGAGUGGUGCCACUGAUGGUAGUGUGAGCAAAACGUGGGAAGAAAUACCUGACCAACCUCCAGAUUCUUGUAAAGAAGAACUGGAUGCCGGUGGUGAUGGUGACAAAAAGCAUCAGAAUGCAGUGGUGACAGAGCUGCAGGAGCCAUCACCAGUUGUUUCAGUGUCAGACCAGACAGAUAUGAACCCUUUGGCUCUUGAUCAUUCCGAGUAUGAGUCUAUGCAUGAAACCACCCAGACAGGUGGAAGUGAACAGUUGCAGCCAGAAGGGCAGGAAGAUUUACGAGAAUUACUGAAAAAAACACUGGAAUUCUGUUUAUCUAGAGAAAAUCUUGCCAGUGACAUGUAUCUUAUAUCACAGAUGGACAGUGAUCAGUAUGUGCCAAUAAUGACAGUAGCAAACCUUGAUCAUGUCAAGAAACUCAGUACUGAUAUGGAUUUGAUUGUCGAAGUGCUGAGAUCAUUGCCUUUAGUCCAAGUGGAUGAGAAGGGAGAAAAAGUCAGGCCAAAUCAGAAUCGCUGUAUUGUGAUUUUACGUGAAGUACCUGAAUCUACCCCUAUUGAAGAGGUUGAAGCACUUUUCAAAGGAGAUAAUUUACCUAGGUUUAUCAACUGUGAGUUUGCCUAUAAUGACAAUUGGUUUAUCACAUUUGAAUCAGAAGCCGAUGCACAGCAGGCUUACAGAUACCUGCGAGAAGAAGUGAAAACUUUCCAAGGAAAACCGAUUAAGGCAAGGAUAAAAGCAAAGGCUAUAGCUAUAAACACUUUUUUGCCAAAGAAUGGAUAUAGACCUCUGGAUAUGAACCUCUACACGCAGCAGCGUUACGCAACAUCCUUUUACUUACCUCCAGUAUACAGUCCCCAUCAGCAGUUGCCAUUGUACAGCUUAAUUGGUCCACAGGCCUGGUCAGCCACACACAGCUACCUUGACCCUUCAUUGGUAACACCAUUUCCAAAUGCUGGAUUUAUCAACGGGUUCACAUCUCCAACCUUCAAGCCUGCUGCUUCUCCAUUGACCACACUCAGACAGUAUCCUCCCAGGAACAGGAAUCCUAGCAAGUCUCAUAUACGACAUACAAUACCCAGUGCAGAGAGGGGACCUGGGCUUCUAGGCAGUCCUACAAUAUUCGACUUUUCUGCUGAUCGUUUAAUCAAUGGCGUCAGGAGUCCACAGACGCGGCAGCCAGGACAAAACAGGACACGAAUGCAGAAUGCCACUACGAGUUAUACCAAGAGGGAAGUGGGAACUGGACGGAUGGAGCAGACCAGCGUUGACUCGUCUCCUGGAUUAGGUAGAGGAAGGAAAAACUCAUAUGGAUACCGAAAGAAAAGGGAGGACAAGUUUACAAGAGGCCAAACACAGUCUCCACCACCCCCAAAACCUCCAUCUCCUAGCUUUGAAUUGGGUUUAUCUAGCUUUCCUCCAUUACCUGGGGCUGCUGGCAAUUUAAAGACCGAAGACCUUUUUGAAAACAGACUGUCCAGUGUGGUAAUAGGAACGACAAAAGAAAGAAACGUUAAUGUAGACGCAAGUACAAACACUAUUCCGUCGGGAAUUCCUCGAGAGCCCGUGUUGCCAGUUUCUUCUACAUUGCCCAGGACGUUUGAAAGGUCUCCUUCGCCACCCCAGUCUUCUGAGGACUGCAAGGUUGUGGAUAAACCGCAGAAAGAGACACAGAGCACAGAAAGGCUUUCUUCUUCCACACUCAGUACUGCAUGUAAAUCGGUACAAGUCAAUGGGGCUGCCACAGAACUUCGAAAACCUAGUUAUGCAGAAAUUUGCCAGAGAACAACAAAGGAUCCUCCUACGUUGCAACCCCAGAAAGACCAGAAGCCAAACACUGUAGCAUGUGGGAAAGAAGAAAGAAAGCCCACAGAAACAAUAGAGAAAAACAGAGAACCUCCUCCUGCAAAGUCACAUCCUGGACAACCCAAAGACCAGAGGAGACAGUCAGGACGCAGAUCGUCCCCUCCAGCUGUUGGCAAACGCUUAAACAAAGAACAGAGUACCCCUCCAAAAUCUCCUCAGUGAAACUUAACACCUGGGGGAUUUGAAAAGAGGUCUGCUUCCCACAAAUUAAACCCAUGUUCCCACUAAGAUACCUGAGAAUGAGUUGCUGGUUAGGAGCUUGCAGUGAUAGUAGGCAUAUAACAAUGCCUGCAAGUUAUUUUUCUGUGAAAUACUUUUUCCCCUCUUGAACAAACAUUCUAUUUUUCUGGAUAGUUCUGGAUAGUUGUUCUGAACCUUACAUUUAGGUUGGUGCUUAAUUGGAGGUGAAGCUUAGUGUGAUUAUUUCCUUUCAAGAUGUAAAAUAUUUGUCUUAAUGAAAAUCAACUUUUUAUUAAGCCUUGUGGCUGUGUGAGUGCAAGCUCUGUAUAGUAAGUUUUUUCUAAACUGUUAAGCAGAAUGUGCUGCUGCAAUAUUUUUAAUAAACUGGUCUGCAAGUACAUAUCUUAAAGUGUCCAAACGACUGAUAACGGCAGCUAGCGUUGUAGAGUACAAGGAAGUAGAUACAUUUUCCAAACUGGUAUGUGACCUUGAAGACUUUUUUUCUUUUUAUUGGGCUGCUGUACUAAGUGUCAGCAAACGAACUUGCACUUUUAGGUUCAAUGAGAGUUGUUUCUAGCAUUUUUAAGAAUUGACUCUUUUUUUGAUGUUUUGCACACACAAAAUGAAUCCUACGGAGCACCAUAGCAGUCUUUCUAAAAUAUUUCCUUUUGUGACUUACUGCAAGCAAGUAACCAUCUUCUCACUCCAGAGAAAAACUGAUGUUAUAAUUUGCAAAUACAAAGCACAUUGUGAAUAGAAAGAAUUAAGUCUGAGCUUCUAUGGUGGUGAAGCCUGUUAGUGGAUGUUAUCAGGAGAAAGCCCUGUAGCCUUCUUGUGAUAACCAUAGCUUCCCUGUGCUUGUAAGGGAGUUAACUGAGUCAGCGCUGUAUAUUCUGGUUACCCCUGUGCUCUGUGUAGGCUUUUUUUUAACCUCUGCCCCAAGUGCUCUUUGAAAGAGUUCAUAUCGUAGUCAGCCUUGUGUUGGCAUCUUCCUGUAACUACAAGCAUUGGCAUAUGGCUUUAAAUUUUUCAAGACGUGAGAUAAUGGUGUUUGUUUUGUGUGGUGGAGGAAGAGAUCCCUGAUGUUUACCUCUGGGAUGAGGUUUCUCACUUAUUUACUUUAGAAGUGAUGCGCUUUCUGAAGGACAAGGAUGCACUAAAUUAGCAAGUUUCUAAUAAAGUUGAAUAUAAAUUAUUUUUGUUUUAAAAUGCCUAAAAUUUUUCUUUAAGUGUUUAAACUGCAGGAAGUUCAGACAAAACUCAUUCCUGCUGACUAUGACAGUACAGUUUAUUCCACAAAAGUGUUUAUUUAAACAACUGAUUUUUUUUUAAAGAAUUAUUUCCAUCCAAUAUUUAAAGACUUGAAUUUUAUUUAAACUUGAAAAUGACUUUGCCUUAACUUUUGUACAAGACAGCUUAGAGUUAAUGAGGUCUGACCCCGUGGAGGGUUAGCGUGAGUGGAAUACAGAAUUACUCAGUUACAGUAUGUAUCUAUUGUCACUGGUCUUACUGGGUAAACAUACUGUAGUACAGGAACUAGCAGCAGUUUUUGUAAUAUACCUUAAAGAUCUUAAACAGUUGAUCUUUUUCAGAUUGUUGAAAAACCUGUAAAUGCAAAUAGUCAAUACUGUAUUAAAUAUGUGCACUUGGAAGUGUGUGCUUUGCUUGUACAGUUGUAAAUAAUCAGAACAUAUAAAAAGGUACCCUAAAGAAAAAAUCUGAUAAAAAUUAUUGAUAUUAUAAAUGUUGCUGUUGAGCUGGAUGUAGAUAAACUAAAUGUUGUGGUUUGAAUAUUACUUUAAUUUGUUGUUUUUUCUUUUUCUUAUUUUAUUCUGGUGUGCUGAACUGACUCUGCCUCUUCACUGCAAAAGGGAAAUGGAAUGAAAGUCUUAUUUGAAAGCCCUCAAAUGUUUUCCUAAGUCCCUAUAGAAACAAGUGAUUUAACCAAUUGAGAAGUGUUCUGCGAUGUAAAUAGUAAAUUUCAGCAGUCAAAAUGUAAUUUUUUUGUCAUUAAUAAAAACACAUUUAAUUGGGGAAAAAACUUUAGACUGCUAGAAAAAUAUACACUGAAGCCUACUUGUCUGCUUUCAAGAGUAUCAGUGCUUUCCUUAAUGUAUGAUUCAUAGAACUGUAAAAUAACUAUAGAAGUUGACUCCUGAUAAAUUUCCUAUUACAAGUAUCAAUUGGUAACUAGUUGACCUUUAAAAUCCAGCCUGUUGUAUGCUGCAGAAUAGGGCAUGCUGGAAUCUGUUGAUUGUUCUUGUUUAAAAAGAGUCAAUGCUAUGGGAGGAGAUAGAACUCUGACAACAUCACCAAAACCGCUCAGCUAGUUCUGUCAUUGGAUUUUUAACAUGUUUCUCCUUUCCCCAGUGGCAGUGGAAGUGGUGGCUAGAUUUGUGUAUGGUUUAGGCCAGCUGUAUGGUUCAUUUUGUUUGUCUGCUGCAAGUGAAAGGCUUAUCAGCUGCAAACAAUUGCAAGUGGUUCCUUACAGAGACUGUGUACAGCUAGUCAUGAUGCUCAACUGGUACCUACGGUGAUAUAUGGAGACCAGGGGGAUGUGUUGUACUGUUCUAAUGUAUUCUGCUGCCAUUUGUGCUAGGUCAAUACACUGUAAUUAUUGCUUGCCCAGCAACAGUCUGUUGCAUCGAAAGUUUAAACCUUCCUCUGAUGUGGUUUUUAUAGCUUUUUUAAAAGAAAAAAGUGACACACCAAAUAGCUGUGUAAUAUACAACUUAUCCGUACUGCAUUUUACUUUGAGAUUUUGGGGGUUUUCCGCUCAAUGACAAAAUGGAGUUUCUGGAGUAGAGUUGUGAAGUUGUAUGCAGACUGUUGCUACAAUACACAGAGAUUAAAAUGUGGCUUUUAAAAUGCAAAACCUCCCAAAAGCAGUAGCUGAGUUCAAGGUACAGGGAUACAGGAAUUAAAAUUGGCAUUUUACCUUGUUAGGAGUGUGUGAUGAUGCUUUUUUAGUUUUGAAAACAAGUCAGAAUGGGGUCUGAGACUCCUCUUCCAGUAAUUAUAGAACCAAAAAAACAAAGGUUGCUUUUAAAACUUAAUGUUUCAGAUCAGUCCCCCACCACGACGCUGUUGUUUGCCACUUAGAAAGCUGUGAACGGUGGCAAAUUUUUUACGUUGCUGCAUUAUCCUUCAUGGGCUCGAGCAGUUGGCAUAGAGAGGCCCUUGUUUGAGCGUGGUGCAGCAUAUCAGGAGCAACAGCUGACUGUAAUGGUGCAUACCUAUCUCUGUAUCUCCUCCAGCUAGCUACAGUUAGGGAUUCUUCUGUGCUUUGUAACCUAUUACACUAAUAGCAGCAGACAAUCGAAGACUUCUAAGGAGACCUAACAGCUGCCAAUUCAUGGAAUAGAAGUGUAAUAUGGGAGCCUUCUUGAGGGUUUUUGUUUUUGUUCUUCUUCCAUUAAGACUGGAAUCAAGCUUACAUGUAAACUAUCAGUAAUUUAAGUUUCCUUUUGUGUCAUAAAAUGUAAAACUGUCUAAUUUGAAAAAAUAUGUAGGUUAAGAAAAAUAAAGAUUUAGGCACUGUUGAA